Molecule: messenger RNA, 1539 nt
Organism: Sorex fumeus (smoky shrew)
Lineage: Eukaryota; Metazoa; Chordata; Mammalia; Eulipotyphla; Soricidae
Gene: EXOSC2
Product: exosome component 2
Exons: 9
Coding region: 10-891 (293 amino acids)
Biological process (GO): exonucleolytic trimming to generate mature 3'-end of 5.8S rRNA from tricistronic rRNA transcript (SSU-rRNA, 5.8S rRNA, LSU-rRNA); poly(A)-dependent snoRNA 3'-end processing; U4 snRNA 3'-end processing
Cellular component (GO): nuclear exosome (RNase complex); cytoplasmic exosome (RNase complex)
Molecular function (GO): RNA binding
Source: RefSeq, a predicted model, not a curated record
GGCGCCAAGAUGGCGAUGGAGAUGCGGCUGCCGGUUGCUCGCAAGCCCGUCGGCGAGACCCUGGGCCGCGACACCAAGAAGCACCUGGUGGUGCCGGGGGACACGAUCACCACGGACACCGGCUUCAUGCGGGGCCACGGGACCUACAUGGGGGAGGAGAAGCUCAUCGCAUCUGUGGCCGGCUCCGUGGAGAGAGUGAACAAGCUCAUCUGUGUGAAGGCUCUGAAAACCAGGUACAACGGUGAGGUAGGGGACAUCGUGGUCGGGCGGAUCACCGAGGUUCAGCAGAAGAGGUGGAAGGUGGAGACCAACUCCAGACUGGACUCGGUCCUGCUCCUGUCGUCCAUGAACCUUCCUGGAGGGGAGCUGAGGCGGCGAUCAGCGGAGGACGAGCUGGCCAUGAGAGGCUUCCUGCAGGAAGGGGACCUCAUCAGCGCCGAGGUCCAGGCCGUGUUCUCUGAUGGCGCCGUUUCCCUCCACACUCGGAGUCUGAAAUACGGAAAACUGGGUCAGGGCGUCUUGGUCCAGGUGUCCCCCUCCCUGGUGAAGAGGCAGAAGACCCACUUCCACGAUCUGCCGUGCGGGGCGUCUGUCAUCCUGGGCAACAACGGCUUCAUCUGGAUCUACCCAACGCCUGAGCACAAGGAUGACGAAGCAGGGGGCUUCGUGGCCAACCUGGAGCCCGUCUCACUCGCCGACCGGGAGGUGAUCUCGCGGCUCCGGAACUGCAUCGUGGCACUGGUGACGCAGAGGAUGAUGCUCUAUGACACCAGCAUCCUGUACUGCUUCGAGGCAUCCUUGCCGCAUCAGAUCAAAGACAUCCUCAAGCCAGAGGUGGUGGAGGAGAUCGUGAUGGAGACGCGCCAGCGGCUUCUGGAGCAGGAGGGCUAGGGGCAUGGCGCCAACACCCGUGCCCGGCCUGGAGCAGCUCAGAGGAAGCUUUGGGUGUGCCCAGGCGCAGCUCCAUGGAGCCCGGCACCCACCACCUGCCUGCAGACUGCUCUCCUGCCCGGGGAGGGGAGCCGCUCAGGGCCCAGCGCCCAGCCGAGGGUGCCGGCAGCACUCCUGGCCGCAUGGACUCCUGUCCCGAAGCCCUCCAGGGAGCCUGGUCUUCUUUGGUCACGACUCCACCACCGCAGGACGCCCCGGGAAAUCUCACCGUGGCCUUCCUGACCCUCGGCUCUCUGGCCUCAUCCUGCACCGGGGUGUUGCUGAGGAAAAUGGGGAGAGUCGGCCCGACAGCUCGUGGAGGAAUAAAGUUCCCGAGCAAUCGUGUGAAAGUCGCGUUGUCGGUGAUAGGAGUUUCCGGGGCUCUGACUGAAGUGAAUGUCAGAGCUAGACGGCAAGAGAAAAGCUGGUUUCUUCUGUGCCGAUCACCUUGAAAUAAUUCAAGCGCUAAGAAGACGGGCCGAAGCAAGAGCACAGCGGGUAGGUGGUCGCCUUGUACGCAGCUGACCUGGGUUUGAUCCCCAGCACCUUGUAGGACCCCCGGGCACCACCAGGAGUGACCCCUGGGCAUGGCUGGUUCCCCCACCCUCC